AUGGAUGAAAGCACCACAGUGCAUGAUGGGGCACUGAUUAACUUGGUUGUCUCCCCAAGCAACUCCAAAGCAUCAGAGGCACCAAGAAAGCCGCUGUCUGGUACUGAAGUCGAACAUAGCAAGAAUGCAGUCAAAGGACAGUACAACGAAUCAACAUAUACACUGCCUCCGAUGCCCAUUGAAAUUGCUGCACACCUCCGAACUGUCACAGCAGGAGAUGUGCCUCACAAUCUUCGAAAGAAAAUAAUUGAGUGGAUUGCCUGCCAUUUGUCAUCUCAGACAAUAAAGUUGAUGCAUGCUUUUGUAAACAUCAGGUACCCAAAUAAACUGUACAACGUUGCCGCAAGGAGCCUCGUCAACAACUACCCAGCACUGAUGGACACAUCGGACUCUGGCCAUUUCACGUGGUAUAUGAGCCUCAGGAACAAAUACAAAAAUAUGCGAAAGCGAAUGCCCCCAGGAUGCCCUGAAGUUGAUGCGGAAAAAGCAAAAGCGAAGUAUGAAACCAAACUUUGUUAUACUGUCUCUGUUAUCUCGCACUUUCAGACUGCUGUGAAGCCAGCAUUUGAAGUAGAUGAGGUCUUCAUCUCCGAGACAACAAAUUUCAUGAAAAAGGAACUCAAGAAGGGAAACCCAGACAUGGACAAAAUAGAGGACGCCAUGAACAGGACCACAGCUGCUAGGAGAGCAAACAUAGAACAAGAGGGCAUGAGUCUUGCCGCUCUUCUAGACCUCUAUCCAGCUUUAAAGCUAGAAAAGGAGAUCUGCAAUGAAUGCUGUCGCCUAACCGGUGUACCACCUGAUAACGCAUUGCUGAAAGCACUGAACGAUUACAGCGACCAUAUUCUAAAUGCAGCAAGGCUCAAGCGAGCAGCGCAGUCAACUCUGUGCACUGUGCUGGCAGAAAUGGCCGUGGAGAACAGAAUUGCGAGAAACUCACAUUCACUGGUGUCAUUUUUCUCUUCAGAUGCAAGAGGCGUGGGCGCUCUGAUGGUUCUACCAUUCCUUGUCAAUGAGCGAGGGGACGACAUGUUCACAAAAAUGACACCAGGACAGGAGUUUGCCCACCCCACAUUGCUGUACACUGGCGACAGCCCCAUGUCUUCCGAGGCCAUGUGUGUGAAGUGUGAGGACGUAUGCGUUGAUGUACUGGACUUCACUUCUGGUGUAGUAGUGUUAUUUUCUAUGUACUGGGCAUUCAACAUCGAAUACGUCAGCUCUGCAAAGCAGACGCUCUCAUUGCUAGAGCACAUGAUGCAAAUCAGAACAAAAACAACAAAGCUAGGCACCAAAGCACUUAAAGUCCUAACAGCAUUGAAAGCACGGUCAGCCGCAGCAACUAAAGAAACAGCAGCCAGUGUUGAACAAGCUGUUGAGCAGGCUGAGAAAGCUCACCAAGUCACCAAAGUCUGAGUGUUCUUGGGAUACACCUCGCUGUAUCCACGUAGCCUCUCUUUUUUUUUUCUUUUUUAACAGUCAGGCUGUUUCGCUGAUCUUAGCCUUGGAUUAUACAGCUGAGGAGUGCAGUAGCCAGCCAAACCUAAAAAUUUUUCUUGUUUUAAUGUUGUUCAUAGUUAGUUUUUAUUAUGGUGACAUAAAGCAAAUACUCACCAAUUAUAUUUUUUUUUAUAAAUAAAAUUAUUUCGAGGCCAGUAUGGGUUCCUCAAUUGCAAAUGACAGGAGAGGCAGUGGCUUGGUUCUGUGCAGGGGUGGUGACGGAGAGCGCAUGCAUAGAUGUCAAGCAGGCUAUCGUGUCACUUCUGUCGCUUAGCGUAUCAUCUGAAGAUGCUGUGAUAUUAGCAGUAGUUUCGUUUGUAAUACAGCAGCUAUAACGAAUGCCUAGUCUUAGUCUAUAGAAUUACCUAUCUUCUCCUGGUGUUUGGAGUGUUAUCAAGGCCAGUGACUUUUCAGCAGAACCGGAACAUUUCUUUUGUAAGCUAUAGAUUCUUGCCAUUGUAUAAACAUACGUAUCUUCUGCCGGUUUUAGUUCUGUUCUUGUUCUUUUUUUUGUUUUGUUGAAAAUUGCUUCUCCAUUGUGUUAGCGUUACUUUUGCUUGUUUUUAAUUUAUUACUGUUAUUUAUUGUCUGUCAUUGCGAAAAUGCCCCUCCUGCUAGGGCCAAAGAAUUGGCCUGCAGUAUGGUUCAAUAAAUAAAUAAAUAUGUCUUGGAAACGGUUGCGUUUGGCAACUUCGUGCUGAUGCUGCUUAGGCACUUUUUGAAGUUUUCAGAUUUGCCAGUGUACAGUGAAUCUCAUUUUUUGCAUAGGAAUUUAUACAUGACACCAAGGAAGUUCUUCACGUGCACCAUUUCAUCACUUAGCUUGCUGGAAAGGACAUGCGCCACACAAACACUGCAGUCAUUCAACACUCUGGUAAAAGGCCCGCUCAUGCCACCUGCAUACAGGAUGGUAGCACGCUUGCUUUUCUUUGCCACCACUUGGCGGAUGGGCGCUAAGGCAUAACAUUCUUGCCCAUUUAGCAGUUACAGAAGCUGGCCGUUACUUGCCAUGUCAUUUCGCACCAAGAUCAACUCUGCUUUCUGCCUUUAGGGCUCGACCGAAAAUGGAAAAGCAAGGUUCCUAGCGAUGAGGCGACCGAGCAUUUGGUGGUCCUUGAGGUUUACAGAAUCUUGGAAGAACGCUAACAUAAUCCUAGUCCAUAAGAAAGGGGACGCCAAAGACUUGAAAAAUUAUGGACCGAUCAGCUUACUGUCCAUUGCCUACAAAGUAUUUACUAAGGUAAUCGCAAAUAGAAUCAGGAACACCUUAGACUUUUGUCAACCAAAGGACCAGGCAGGAUUCCGUAAAGGCUACUCAACAAUAGACCAUAUUCACACUAUCACUCAGGUGAUAGAGAAAUGUG
Molecule: messenger RNA, 2861 nt
Organism: Dermacentor andersoni
Lineage: Eukaryota; Metazoa; Arthropoda; Arachnida; Ixodida; Ixodidae
Source: RefSeq, a predicted model, not a curated record